AUGGCCAUGGACAAUUCUCCUUCAGCUGCUGAAAACAUGCCCAAUUAUCGUGUUAAUCACUGGAGGCAAGAUGAGGAUCAAAAGCUAACCCAACUUGUUCAAGAACAUGGUCCCCAAGACUGGAAUGUAAUUGCUCAACAUAUACAAGGACGAACUGGGAAAAGUUGCAGAUUAAGGUGGCGCAAUCAUCUUGAUCCUGGUGUUAACAGAAACUCUUUCACGAAAGAAGAAGAAGAGAGGCUAAUUGCAGCUCGAGAGGUUUAUGGAGCAAAAUGGGCAACCAUAGCCAAACUGUUCGAGGGGAGAACCGACAAUGCCUUGAAAAACCAUUGGCACGUUUUGAUCGCACGAAAGCGAAAGGAAGGCAACAAUGGAAGUUUGCAAGAGCUGAUGAACGGUUCAAGUUCUUCCUCUUCUCACGAUGACGCAUUGUUUGACAUGAUGAACUUCAACGCUACACAAAGGGCACUUGCACCGGUGUGUCCCAGUGAUUCGUUGAGCCCUAUGAACUUUGGAUCUGUGCCAUCCUUCUCCGACUCUUUUCCUGGGAAGGAAGAGAGUGAUCCUUUUGGGCUGUUGAAUCCUGCUGCUACUUCUGGCGGAAUGAUGAAAAAGGGCUUGUUUCAUAGCUCAUCAUCGGCAUUCACUAAAUUUAAGGGUUCUUCUUCCUCGGACAGAAAUGAACCACAUGACGCUGGAUUCAAGGAUGGUACUUUCUAUGAUUUUCUUGGUGUCGGUGCUGAUGAUGAGUGA
Vigna umbellata (rice bean) is the source of this 753-nucleotide messenger RNA. RefSeq lists its product as uncharacterized. Gene Ontology annotation, molecular function: DNA-binding transcription factor activity, RNA polymerase II-specific; RNA polymerase II cis-regulatory region sequence-specific DNA binding. Gene Ontology annotation, cellular component: nucleus. The record is from RefSeq and is a predicted model, not a curated record. NCBI's taxonomy places the organism in Eukaryota, Viridiplantae, Streptophyta, Magnoliopsida, Fabales, Fabaceae. Gene Ontology annotation, biological process: regulation of DNA-templated transcription.